Molecule: messenger RNA, 3224 nt
Organism: Ictalurus furcatus (blue catfish)
Lineage: Eukaryota; Metazoa; Chordata; Actinopteri; Siluriformes; Ictaluridae
Gene: tpgs1
Product: tubulin polyglutamylase complex subunit 1
Exons: 2
Coding region: 904-1749 (281 amino acids)
Biological process (GO): protein polyglutamylation
Molecular function (GO): microtubule binding
Source: RefSeq, a predicted model, not a curated record
CAUUUACACAAGAAAUGUGUUCAUAUAAAUCCAGUUAGUUUGAGAAGAAUACUCCUGAGUUUGUGUAAAUUUUAUGGACACUGCUAUUUUGCAUACCCUUGCAUCCAUAGACAUUGUUUGUUUUUAACCUCCACAAUAGAAACCCAUUUGAUUAUUUUAGAAGAUAAAUUGUCAAAUUUAAAGGCACAUUUUAAUAUUUUAUCCAACACUAUGGGGGAUGCAAACUUUUGUAUUCAUCGGAAUGUGUGUGUACAUCUGAAGCUAAAUAAUUUAAUAGCUUUUUUAAAUAUAAUGUUUCUAUUUAUUUUAUUAUUUCAUACGUAUAGGUUAAUUUUCGAAAAGUUUCUUAAAAAAAAAUUAAUUGUAAUGGCAAUCUAAAGAUAAAGUAGACUAUACUGUUUUAGUCUGUUUAGGCUGAUCGGUUGAUUUUUUUCCCCUAAUAAUUAUUUUAAUAUUUUUUUCUGUUUCAUGAAAACUGAAUUAAGAAAAAUACAUUCGAAAUAAAUAAAUAAAAGAACGCAUAUGCAAAAAAAAAUGGGCUCUUUAACUGAUUUCUCGUGCUAGGUUGUGGCUGAAUCCCAAACUGCUUUAUGUUGCACAUAAGUGCACUACAUAGGAUGCGGAAGCUAUUGUGACCGUACACACUACGUAGGAAGUGUGGAGGCAUUUGAUUGGUGGAGAUUGGCGGAUAUUUGCGCCUGACUUUUCGAACAGCGCAACUGCGCAUGUCAGCAGGGGUGUCCAUAGCAACACUGUGUCAUUACUUGAUGUCUAGCGUAGCAUGAAUCAGAACAAACCGGAGCUUCUUUUACGGCGUAUUUUUGAACUGAAAUGUUAUAUUGGGUAAAUUUAGUGAUUAGUGAUUAGUCCAGCCUUAAAGUAUAAGCUUUAAAGUUCGUUCUCAUGGCUGAAAAGAGGCGCUCGGGGGUCGCUGCGGAGCCCAAAUCAGCCAAAGCCGAGAGCGACGAGGAGUUUCUGUCUCAGGCCGGAGUGGACGCGCUGCUCCGCAGCACGCUGCUGAAACUAGUGGAGGCCCGACCGGAGGAUCCGAUAGGAUUUCUGGCUGAACAUUUCACUAUCGAGGCCUCGGAGACUGAGAGCGGUGGAGGAGGAGAUGGAGAAGGGAAAUAUCAGGACGCGCUGGAGGACCAGCAGCUGAACAAGGCGCUCUGGCAUCUGAGCUUAGCGCAUCACUCUCAGAGAUCUGCCUUCAACAGCAACAUCCGUGUGGCUUAUGAUCUGCUUAGCCAGUGUGGCUCCACCCGGAGCAUACCUGGUGGAGUCCAGGGUCGACUCUACACUGAGAUGCUGCGGUGUGUGUGUAGUGACAGUGGCCUGUCGGAGGCAGCAGCUGCCCCACUCCUGCGCCGCCUGCGGUGCCAUGAUUAUGAGGCUGUGCCCUUUGAGCUCUUCCGGCAGGCGGUGCUGAUGUGCUCGGCGUUCUCCGAGUAUGUACGCAGAGCAAGGUGCCUGUACACUGCCGUGGCGUGCCAUCCUGAGCGGCCUGCGGAGCGGGAAUUAUGUGUUGCUGUCCUCAACGCUCUGCGAGAGGCACUGGACACCUCACAUGGGCCUGAUGCUACACGUUACCUAGAGGCCAGUGCCAAGAUCUCACCUGCUGAGCUGGCACGGGCCAUGGCCGAAACACGAGGUGCCAGCAGGGAGCAGGAAGGGCAGAGCAUGGACAUGCAUGAGUUUGAGGACGCCGCCGCUGCACUCUUUAUAGCUAGAGUGCGAGUGGUAAACUGAGUUAGAAUGCAGAUAAAGACAUCUGUUAUUAGGACUGAAGUAUUGCCAAUGAGCUAGUUAAUAACUAGUGCAUUUGGACUGAAUGUUCUGACAUCAGAACAUAUGAGUAACUCCUCACGUCUCCAGAUUUGUCGAUGAGAGAGGUCAGAGGAGAAUGGCCAGACUGGUUUGAGCUGACAGGAAGGCUACGGUAAAUCAAAUAACCACUAUUUACAACCGUGGUGAGCACUAAAGCAUCUCAGAACUCACAUAGAACUGUGAUGAGCUACAACAGCAGACCACAUCAGGUUCCACUUCUGUCAACUAAGAAUAGGAAUCUGGGACUACAGUGGCAAAGAAUUGCUGAAACUGGACAACUGAAAAAAAUGGUAGCCUUCCUAUCUGGCCAUUCUCCUCUGACCUCUCAUCAACAAACACGUUGAACUGCUGCUCACUGGAUGUUUUUUUGUGUGAAAGAUCAUGAAUCACCUUCUGACCAGUCAUAUUGAGCAGCUCAACAACACUGUGGUAUAACAGUUAACACGAGUCUUCAUGCAACUGUCAACCAUAAAUCCAGAAUUAUUUCAACUUGGUUGAAUAAUCAGUCCCUCCAGGAUCUCGUGAUUUUGCGAGCGUGUAAAUAAAUGCAAAAUCAAGCAAACUCCACAGUAUUCGGAGGAGCUUGCAAUUUUUCCAAAAUACCGCAGAUUUUGGCCAAGUCUCAUCAUGUGACAUCAUCACAAUGCGGCAUGUGAUGUAAUCACAACAUGCAUUCAGUCAAAGCCCCCUUCGAUUCACAUGCUUCUAACAUGAGUACAGCUAAAAGGUCUCAUUUACCAACAAAUAUCACUGCAAAAAACCGUGCAAAACAAUUUUGUACAAUUGCAGUUUCGCCAAUUCAAGUAGUUUUCUGCAACAAAAAAAGGACAACAACUCAAAUCACAUCAUAAAUUUUGAAAAAAAAUCUAAAAUUUUUGGCCACAGCAAUCACACAAAACUCCUAUUCCAGACUGAAUAAUAUAUACAGGUGCAUCUUGAAAAAUGAGAAUAUAGUAGAAAAUAAUUUUUUUUUCAAUAAUUUAAUUCUAAAAGUGGAACUUUCAUGUAUUCUAGAUUCAUUACACAUAAAGUGAAAUAUUUCAAGCUUUUUUUGUUGAUGAUUACAGCUUACAGCUCAUGGAAAUCAAAAAUCCAGUAUCUCAAAAUAUUCAAAUAAAGAUUUCCAAAUGAAAUUGAUUGUGGUUGUGUGUACUGAACCAGACCGAGAGAUUAAAGGCUCAGGAAACCAUUGCAGGUGUUUUGAGUUAAUUAGCUGAUUACAGCUCUUCUCAAGUUGACAUUUCUGUAUUAUAAAUUCUUUAUUCGAAUAUUUUGAGAUGUUUUGGAAAAAUUCCUCUGGUCGGUGAUAAAUUUAUGCUUAUAUUCAUUUAGCUAAUGCAGUGAAUUUAUUUUUUUAUGUUAAUAUGUUCUUUUCAAUAAAAGACUCAAAAACUUUG